This is a messenger RNA of Agrilus planipennis (emerald ash borer), 1519 nucleotides long. RefSeq names its product carboxypeptidase D-like. The record is from RefSeq and is a predicted model, not a curated record. The transcript has 6 exons. The coding region runs from base 148 to 1434 and encodes 428 amino acids. Gene Ontology annotation, molecular function: metallocarboxypeptidase activity; zinc ion binding. NCBI's taxonomy places the organism in Eukaryota, Metazoa, Arthropoda, Insecta, Coleoptera, Buprestidae. Gene Ontology annotation, biological process: proteolysis.
GUUAAAAUUAAAAAGAUGUGCAAACAAAAACAAAAACGUCAAAUUCCGUUAUUAAACGGUUUAAAGAAUUGUUAAACUCAAUAAAUUUUAGUGAAAUAUGCAGUAAAGUGUUCUCUUUAAUUCAUUCUUUAAGUAGAUUUACGAAAAAUGUGGUUAUUAAUUGGAAUUAGUGUAGUUUUAGUUAUUCAACUGAGUUCUUGUGCUGUUUUAACAGUUGAUGAAAGUUUCCUUGAUAAUCCUAAGUAUGAAAAUUACACGGAAUUGACCUCGUUACUCAAAAACCUUGAAUCUCUAUAUCCUAAUUUGGUAAAGUUACAUAGUAUUGGGAAAAGUGUCGAAGAUAGAGACCUGUGGGCAUUAGAAAUAAACAAAAACCCUUCCAACCGUAGUUUGCUUACUCCUAUGUUUAAAUAUGUUGCUAACAUGCAUGGAGACGAGUCUGUAGGUAGACAGUUGUUGAUAUAUUUGGCCCAGUAUUUAUUGUAUAAUUAUGGGAAGGAUCCAAGAUUGACCAGACUUGUUGAUACCACAGAUAUAUUUUUAAUGCCUUCAAUGAAUCCUGAUGGGUUUGAACAUUCUCAAGAAGGACGCUGUGAAUCAAAAAUUAACUAUAUUGGGAGAGAAAAUGUUAGGCGAGUGGAUCUAAACAGGGAUUUUCCUGAUCAGUUUGACCCAGUUGCUAAAACAGGAACAACUUUAUCAGGAAGACAACCUGAAACUGUAGCUCUCAUGACCUGGAUAACGUCUAGACCUUUUGUGUUAUCUGGAAAUCUACAUGGUGGAGCUGUUGUUGCCAGUUAUCCCUAUGAUAAUUCAGCUACAGCAAAUAAAAGACGUUGUUGUAAGGAAAGUAAAUCUCCUGACAAUGAACUUUUUAAAAAAUUAGCCCUCGUUUACGCUGAAAAGCACCCCCUGAUGCGCAGGGGAAAUACUUGUCCUCAUGACCACUUUGCCAGGGGGAUUACCAAUGGUGCUUAUUGGUAUGAAGUUAAUGGGGGAAUGCAAGAUUUUAAUUAUAUACAUUCCAAUUGCUUUGAAGUUACAUUUGAAUUGAGUUGUUGCAAAUUCCCACCUGCAAGCACUUUAGCAACUGAAUGGGAGAGGAAUAAGGAACCGUUGAUUUCAUAUAUUGAGAGUGUCCACUGGGGUGUUAAAGGGGUUGUUACAGAUGAAGAUGGAGAACCAAUCUUGGAUGCUGAUGUUGUUGUUGAGGGGAUUGAUCAUAAUGUCACAACAUCUAAUAGGGGAGAAUAUUGGAGACUUUUGCUGCCUGGGAAGUACCAAAUGAGAGCUACUGCUAAUGGUUUUAGACUGUCUGAUCUUGUGCAUGUUGAGGUUCCAGAAGGCCAAACAGUAGUUCAGAAUUUUAAAUUGAAAAGACUCAAUGGAACUGCAAAAUCAGAUUCAGAUGUUGAUAAUCUUUGGAUUUGGUAAUGUGAUAUAUAAUAACUGUUUAUCCAGUCUUGUUUUCAAACUUUAAAGUUGAAAUUAUGUGAUGUUUAAAGCAAUAAUUGUUACC